Medioppia subpectinata is the source of this 1651-nucleotide messenger RNA. NCBI's taxonomy places the organism in Eukaryota, Metazoa, Arthropoda, Arachnida, Sarcoptiformes, Oppiidae. The record is from the annotation of a GenBank genome assembly.
UAAACAUUUGUGUAUUUGUUAUCACUUGUUAUGAUUACACUUAUUGAUAGUAUACAUGGUAUAAAUGGAGAUGAUGUUUGGUUUACUCCGCGCCUCACAAGUGAUAUAUCGGCGGCCGUUUCGGGCCGUCUUUGGUCAGCACUACGCCAUGUCUUCGUCUUCGGGUGACAUCAAGUCGUCCUUCUCUUCAGCUCAGGAGAGGGUCCAGAAGUUGAAGAGCGAGCCGUCCAAUGAUGUUAAGCUCAAAUUGUAUGCUCUGUUCAAACAGUCGACUGUCGGUGAAUGCAAUACUCCGAAGCCGUCGGCCAUUAAGUUUGUAGAGUCGGCCAAAUGGCAGGCGUGGUCUCAAUUGGGAUCUCUUUCUUCCACUGACGCCAUGACUCAAUACGUCCAGACUGUGGACCAAUUGGAUCAACAGUCGACCGAUUCUUCAUCUCAACCGUCUUCUGGAGCGUCGGAUAUCUCUGGAUCUGAUUUGUCGGACUCUAACACAGAUCUGUUGGUAGAGAACAGGAGUGGUGUUUGUGUGAUAACACUCAACAGACCGAACAAAUACAAUGCCAUAACAGAUGUGAUGUACGACAAGUGGAUCAAUGCUCUUAACACUGCGUCGGCCGACGAGUCCAUUAAGUUAGCGCUCAUUACGGCUAAUGGCGACUACUUUUCCAGUGGCAACGACUUGAGUAACUUUGAAAAGGCAUUCAAAGAGUUCAAAGGAGACAUGAAUGCCGGCGCCGAACAGUCGGCUAAGAUAUUGCAGAAGUUUGUCGCGGCUUUUAUUGACUUUCAAAAGCCACUGAUUGGCGCCGUCAACGGUCCGGCCAUUGGCAUAGCUGUCACUACAUUAGGCCUCAUGGACUGCGUGGUCGCGAGCGACACCUCUCACUUCCAGACGCCCUUCUCAUCACUCGGACAGUCACCCGAAGCGUGCGCUACGCUUACCUUUCCUUUUAUUAUGGGUUAUUCUCGAGCGUCAGAAAUGCUUUAUUUUAAUUACAAGAUGAAAGCCGAAGAAGCCCUCAAUUGCGGACUCAUUUCCCGAGUUAUACCUUCGGCUCAAUUUAAGACUCACGUCGAAGACUGGAUAUUUGGUGCCAACGGUUUGGUCAACACGUGUUAUCCCAAAUCAAUGCAAUUCUCGAAACAAUUGGUGAAAAACGAAUCGUUUCGCAUGAGAUUACAUGAAGUGAACAAAGAAGAGUGCGAUACCAUUAAACACCGAUGGGUUUCAGAUGAAUAUGCAAUACGUAAUGAAUUGAGUGAUUCGUACAAAUUAGUCAAACUUCAUGAUAACAGUCAUCUGAUUGAAGACUGCGCUCUACUUCUUAAUCAACAGUGGAAUCGAAGUUUGACGGCACGACUCCAUACACUGGCCAAGUCUUGCGAUCGGUUUCCCUUAUCUCUCGUACUCAUUGAUUCUAAUAACCAAGUGGUCGGUCACGUGAGGCUCAAACGUGAUGCAAACAUCACUCCAUAUCAUUGUUUGAGUUCCUCUUCAGCCACUAUUGAGUCACUAGUGGUCGCCAAAAGUUUUAGAGGACAAGAGUUGGAUGAAGUGGAUGAGGAAGGAGGGGGUGUUUUGCAUCCGGUGUUUGUUUGGGCAGCUUUUGAGUCUCGUUUCAAAGACUCGAUGUACUCCUCCUGCGAUUGA